Molecule: messenger RNA, 3509 nt
Organism: Mugil cephalus (flathead mullet)
Lineage: Eukaryota; Metazoa; Chordata; Actinopteri; Mugiliformes; Mugilidae
Gene: ogdhl
Product: oxoglutarate dehydrogenase L
Exons: 23
Coding region: 215-3268 (1017 amino acids)
Biological process (GO): tricarboxylic acid cycle
Cellular component (GO): oxoglutarate dehydrogenase complex; mitochondrion
Molecular function (GO): thiamine pyrophosphate binding; oxoglutarate dehydrogenase (succinyl-transferring) activity
Source: RefSeq, a predicted model, not a curated record
GGCAUUUGCAUCCGCGUUACUUAAUAAUAUUGUUUGUCCCUGGGCAGGUGUGUUACUGGACAUUUACCUCGGAUGCACCCCUUGGGCGCACCAUGCUGCCGACUGUCUCCGCGGAGGAAGACGCCACCUGACGCCACUCCGCUUGGAUCUGGGUAACCUUCCUGUCCUACCCGUGUACCUACUCCUUGCGCCAAAGAGCGAUGCAGACUAAGCCAUGAGUCAGUUCCGGGCGUUAGCGGGUGUGCUGAAGGGGGGCCGUGCUGGAGGGAACCAGCUGAUCCGAGCGAACGGAGGCGGCCAGGUCCUCAGGCGCUGGGUUGACCCCAGGAGAGGCUGCAGCUCCAAGUCUGAGCCACUUCUCCCAGCGGUGGCCAAUAGCUCCAGUUAUGUGGAGGAGAUGUACUUUGCCUGGCUGGAGGAUCACAAAAACGUCCACGAGUCUUGGGAUGGGUUCUUCCGUAACAUCCAGGCCUCCAGUCCAUCUGGCGAGGUGGGCGAGAGACGCCCCUCUGCUCUGCUCCAGGGCCGAGUGCUGUCCCACUCAGCAGACAUGGCACAGAAAGUGGUGGAGGACCACCUGGCUGUGCACACUCUCAUUAGGGCCUAUCAGAUUCGUGGUCACCACGUUGCCCAGUUAGACCCUCUGGGAAUCCUGGAGGCUGACCUGGACUCAUUUGUUCCCUCAGACCUCAUCACCAGCAUUGACAAAUUAGGUUUGUAUGGUCUUGAUGAGUCCGACUUGGACAGAAGCUUCCAGCUGCCCAUCACCACCUUCAUAGGUGGACAAGAGACGACUCUGGCACUUAGAGAAAUUAUACGCAGGCUUGAGAUGUCCUACUGCAGUCACAUAGGGAUUGAAUUCAUGUUCAUUAACAAUGUGGACCAGUGCCAGUGGAUUCGUCAGAAGUUUGAGACUCCAGGAAUCAUGCAGUUCACCAACGCUGAGAAGAGAACUCUGCUCGCUCGCCUCAUCAGAUCCACACGGUUUGAGGACUUCCUGGCCAGAAAGUGGUCAUCAGAGAAACGUUUCGGUCUGGAAGGCUGUGAAGUUCUCAUCCCCGCACUUAAAACCAUCAUUGACAAGUCGAGCGCUGCAGGUAUCGACAGUGUGAUCAUGGGGAUGCCUCAUCGGGGUCGGCUGAAUGUCUUGGCUAACGUGAUCCGUAAGGAGCUGGAUCAGAUCUUCUGUCAGUUUGACCCCAAAUUAGAGGCUACGGAUGAGGGUUCAGGUGAUGUCAAAUACCACCUCGGGAUGUUCCACGAGAGGAUUAACCGUGAAACGGACAAGAACAUCACGCUGUCCCUCAUGGCAAACCCCUCCCACCUGGAAGCGGUGGAUCCGGUGGUGCAGGGGAAGGCCAAAGCUGAGCAAUUCUACAGAGGAGACACUCAAGGAAAGAAGGUGAUGUCCAUCUUGAUGCAUGGUGACGCUGCUUUUGCUGGACAAGGAGUUGUGUACGAGACCUUCCACCUGAGCGAACUUCCCUCCUACACCACACAUGGGACGAUCCAUGUUGUGGUCAACAACCAGAUCGGCUUCACCACAGAUCCUCGGGUGGCCCGCUCCUCUCCUUACCCCACCGACGUGGCUAGGGUCGUCAAUGCACCCAUCUUCCAUGUGAACGCUGACGACCCGGAGGCUGUCAUCUAUGUGUGCCGGGUGGCUGCAGAGUGGAGGGCCACCUUCAACAAGGAUGUCGUCAUUGACCUGGUUUGUUACAGGCGGUUUGGCCAUAAUGAAAUGGAUGAGCCCAUGUUCACCCAGCCGCUGAUGUACAAACAGAUCCGUCGGCAGGAGCACGUUCUAAAAAAGUACUCCGACAAGCUCAUCGCUGAGGGAGCGGUGACACUGCAGGAAUUUGAGGAAGAAGUAGCCAAAUAUGACAAGAUAUGCGAGGAGGCAUACACCAGCUCCAAGGAUGAAAAGAUCUUACAAAUUCGACACUGGCUUGACUCCCCCUGGCCAGAUUUCUUCACAGCGCAGGGAGAGCCCAAGAGCAUGAGCUGCCUCCCUACAGGUCUGGACGAGGAGGUUUUGCAGCACAUUGGCCAGACGGCCAGCUCAGUGCCUAUGGAAGACUUUAAAAUCCACCCGGGUGUGUCGCGUAUCCUGCGUGGCCGAGCUGACCUGGUGAAGAAUCGUCAGAUGGACUGGGCUCUAGGAGAGUACAUGGCCUUCGGCUCUCUUCUCAAAGAUGGCAUACACGUACGACUCAGCGGGCAAGAUGUGGAGCGGGGAACCUUUAGUCACCGUCAUCACAUUCUGCACGACCAAGAGGUGGACAGACGGAUCUGUGUUCCCAUGAACCACCUGUGGGAGAACCAGGCUCCUUACACCGUCUGCAACAGCUCCCUAUCAGAGUAUGGCGUUCUAGGUUUCGAGCUCGGCUUCGCCAUGGCCAGUCCAAAUGCUCUGAUCCUUUGGGAGGCCCAGUUUGGAGACUUUCACAAUACAGCGCAGUGUAUCAUUGACCAGUUCAUCAGCUCAGGCCAAGCCAAAUGGGUCCGCAACAAUGGCAUUGUUCUGCUGCUGCCACACGGGAUGGAGGGAAUGGGUCCAGAACAUUCAUCGGCUCGACCUGAGCGCUUCCUGCAAAUGAGCAAAGACGAUCCAGAUCACAUCCCCGAGUUCAGUGGAGACUUUGAAGUCCAGCAGCUGUACGACUGUAACUGGAUCGUGGUUAACUGCUCUACGCCUGCUAACUACUGUCACGUGCUCAGACGACAGAUUCUGCUGCCAUUCAGAAAACCGUUGAUCGUUUUUACUCCAAAGUCUCUGCUGAGGCACCCGGAUGCAAGGUCGAGAUUUGACGACCUCGCCAAAGGCACUGCAUUCAAGAGACUGAUUCCUGAUGAAAGCCCUGCAAGUCAAUGCCCUGACCAAGUUAAGAGGGUCAUCUUCUGCACUGGCAAAGUCUACUAUGAACUGGCUAAAGAGAGGAAACAGAAGAACAUGGAGAGAGAUGUUGCCAUCAUCAGACUUGAACAGAUCUCUCCUUUCCCGUUUGACCUGGUCGGAGAACAGGUUGAGAAAUACGCCAGUGCUGAGUUGGUCUGGUGUCAGGAGGAGCACAAGAACAUGGGUUACUACGACUAUGUGCGGCCGCGUUUCCUCACAGUAGUUGCCAACAAGAAGCACAUAUGGUACGUGGGACGGGACCCCGCGGCCGCUCCCGCAACGGGGAACAAGUCCACCCACCUGAAUGAGCUGAAGAGGUUCAUGGACACUGCUUUCAACUUGAGCUUCUUCCAGGACAAGGACUUAUAAUGAAGAGUAGGAACAGGAACCAGCUCAUAGGUGCAGUUUCAUCUCUACGAUCGUUACUCUCUCUUAGAUUCAUGACAAUCUGGUGCUUAGCCUAGUGGUUUAGUGAACAUCAUUUUAAGACCUCAUAUUAGUAAGUAAAAGACUACAAGACAGAUUAUAAGGCUCUAAAGGGUGGUAAACCUCAGCCACCGUCUUCAGAAGUUGCAAAAAAAAAUAUGCAAAAAAAAAAAAAAAAUGAGCC